AUGCUCUCCUUGAGCGAUGCGACGGUCCCGUUGCCGGCAAACGAGAAAGUAUGGAACGCGACUACCGAAGCUCAAUGGACCGAGCUUAUGCAGAGUGGUGAGAGAACAUUGGAUUUGGCUUCUGCUGUUGAGGAGUUGUACACUCAUAAGAGGGUCAAGGCGAACACUGGCGAGUUUGCGCGUAUACUGUUGAUCUAUGGGCUUCAUCGACGUCUGUCCGAAGUUGCAAUGUACCACGGCCAAAGAUUGUCCCACUGGGCUCCAAGGGACCUGACCCAGUCUGAGCACAAUGGCCUACCGGAUCUACCUAUAUGGCUCCCAUCACUUCCUGUGUUUAGGCUGUGGCAAAAUCUUACCUGUGAUAGUCUAGAUGUCUUGCAUUGGACAGCGAAUGCUACCAUCGGAGAAGCAAGCGGAUUUGAACAUCCAACGGUGUUGCACUUGCAUCUUGCUCGCGUCCUCCUGCUGACACCUAUAAGCGAGAUUGUGAAUCUUGCACGGUAUCUUGCCGGUGAAAAGGGCGCAAAGUCGGAAGUCGAAGUGAUGAUGGACCGACAAGCCGUCCACAGAUGGGCUUUGCAACAUCAGUACAAGGCUCGACUGGCAGCUAUACAUGCUGGUGUUGUCUUCUGGCAUGUACGAAGAUUCUCGGCAAAUGCUUUUUACGAGCCGACAGCUGUUGCGCAUGCUGCCCUUGUGCUAUGGGCGUUCAGCGCUUUCUCUUCGAAGACAGCCACACCUCCUGGCCUGUCAGUCGAUGAAGCUCGUCAAUCCUCAGUCGCAUCUACGAAUCUCGAUGCAGAGGGCAAUAGUUCGGACAGCGAAAGCUCAUCAGACACGAUCAUUCUUCUGGAUCGUCCUGCAGAUGAUGAAAUUGUACAAGAAUUCGUUCUAAACGGACCUCGCAUGCGGGCCAACAUGACAGGGGUGGGUGAUUUGUAUGGCGAAAAGGGACCAGAGCGUGUAGUCAGGGAAGGAGCUGAAAUCUUGAAAACGCUGGGCUGCUGGCGUGUGUGGGAAUCUUGGGCAAAGACACUAGACAGACUGGUCGUGGUCUGUAAACGCGAAAGGAAAAGGAUCAAAGAUAUUGCUGCUUUGGACAAUCAUGCGAUGUCAGUCUCAAGCACAAGGGACACAACGAGGGAAUAA
Messenger RNA from Aureobasidium musti, 1149 nucleotides. The record is from the annotation of a GenBank genome assembly. Lineage: Eukaryota; Fungi; Ascomycota; Dothideomycetes; Dothideales; Saccotheciaceae.